AAGUCAGGCUCGUUAUUAGUAACUGAGAGGACGUCAGAGCAUAUUUGCUAGAAGCGACGUGGAGAAGAAAAAGUUUAUGAACUCAGCCUACACACAUUCAGUAUUCAGGCUUGUUUACAAAGAGAUCUAAAGAUGUCGUCAGGUGCUCUCUUUCCGAGCUUGGUGAGCGGCUCUAGGGGAAACUCCAGCAAGUAUUUGGUGGAGUUUCGUGCUGGUAAAAUGACCCUGAAGGGGAACGUAGUGACACCGGACAAACGCAAGGGCUCUGUAUACAUCCAGCAGUCUGACGACUCCCUCAUCCACUUCUGCUGGAAGGAUAGGACGACUGCAAAUGUUGAUGAUGACCUGAUCAUCUUCCCAGAUGACUGUGAAUUCAAGAAGGUCAGCCAGUGCACCACUGGACGCGUCUUCGUGUUGAAGUUCAAGGCCGGAUCCAAGAGGCUGUUCUUCUGGAUGCAGGAACCAAAGACUGACAAGGAUGAUGAGUACUGUCGUAAGGUGAACGAGUACCUGAACAACCCGCCCAUUCCCGGAGCGGCAGGAAGCGGAGGCGGCAGCGGUAACGAACUCUCUGCACUCGGAGGAGAAGGAGGUCUGCAAAACCUCCUGGGAAAUAUGAGCCACAACCAGCUGAUGCAGCUGAUCGGACCAACUGGAUUGGGAGGACUGGGAGGUUUGGGAGCUCUAGCAGGACCAGGACUUGCCAACUUGCUGGGCAGUGGAGGACCUGCCACAAGCAGCUCCUCGUCCAGCUCUCGUAGUCAGUCAGCAGCCGCCACUCCAUCAUCAGGCGCAGCCCCCAGACAGAGUUCCUCUCAGGCCUCCACCACCCCGGUGACUCCUGCUGCCACCGCUGUCGCCCCUACAAGUGUUGCUCCUUCCACUCCAGCCUCAGCUCAGACCCCACUGGCCCCAGCCUCUGUUGGAAGCCCCGCCUCCCACCAGCCCAUCCAGCUCAGUGACCUUCAGAGCAUCCUCGCCACCAUGAAUGUCCCGGCAGCGUCGGCUGCCCAGGGAGCAGCAGUGGAUUUAGCAAGUGUUUGCACUCCGGAGAUGAUGGCUCCCAUCCUGACCAACGCUGAGGUCCAGCAGAGGCUCCUGCCCUUCCUCCCCAGUGGAGAAAGUUUACUGCAGAGCGCUGAUGAGAUCCAGAACACCAUCAACUCACCUCAGUUCCAACAGUCCAUGAGUAUGUUCAGCAGUGCCUUGGCCUCCGGGCAGCUCGGCCCUCUCAUGAGUCAGUUCGGUCUGCCGACGGAAGCCGUGGACGCCGCCAACCGAGGAGAUGUGGAGGCGUUUGCCAAAGCCAUGCAGGACAGUAAAGGAGACGCCAAGAAGAAGAAAGAGGAUGACGAGGACAUGAGUCUGGAUUGAAGCUCACUCUGCCAAGCCCGCAGUAGAAUCUGUGAUUUGAUUUUCCUUGACAACUUUUUCUUAACCUAUCUACCAUUUCAUGUUGUCUUCCACCUUUGUAUACCAAAGACAACACUCUGCUCUUAGGGGGAAUGUCAACAUGUAGCAGAGCUGUCUGACGCAUGAAAGUUAGGCCAGUUUCUCCUGUGACGACUUCCUUUCUUUAUCAACAGCUCCGUUUUGUUCAAUUGACAAUUUAUUUUACUCGGAAAGGUCCGUUUAUGGAAUUCAGGGGGAUUGAGCCCACGGUUUGAUUUUGUUUUCCUUGUUGCAGUUCAGAGCCUGAAUAAGUGCUCAUGCUCUCUUUCUUUUGUGAUUCCCUCUUAAUAAAAAAAAUCAUAUUGGCACCCCAAAUAACCGACCUCAAUAUCUAUCUUUUGCAGAUGGGAAACACACACUGAAAAGUGUAGUUUGUAUUUUAAAAAAGGCUUUAUUUAAAAAUACAUUUACAAACAUGGGGGCUGGGAGUGAUGGGGAAGGACAGCUUAUUCUUUCUGUGAGAAAUUCUGUAAAAAGUGGUUAUAUUACAUAGAAGUUUCACACGCAAACACACACUCAUGUUUGGUACAUGUUUACAUUUAUGAAGGUAUAGCGAUGGGAAAUGUUGCCUGAACCCUGGACACGAGCUGCCAGAUGGUGGUUAUGUUAGUUCUCACCUGUGAGGCUUUCAAUAGUGUGACAAUAUAGCACUAUAUUCAUUUAAUUUGGGUUUUAUUACCUUGGAUGACUGAAUUUGACUGAAAAAUUGACAAAGUCAUACAAGAUACAUUAGAGCGUUCAGAAAUAAUUUAUUAUAAUUUGGAUGUUGACAUGAACACAAUCACAGGUCGGAAACUGGUUGUUACAGUAACCCCAACGUGACUUGAAUGCGGCAUCAACAAUGUUGAUAGAAUGAGAAAAGAGAUUGUGUGAGGAGAAGGAAUUGAACUUCAACCUAAAUUAUAGUUGAGUUUUUGCUUUGCACCCUUAGUGUAGAAAACGUUCAGUCCCUUAAACAAGCAACAGCAGCCAAUGACUGAUCGGCUCUUAUCUUUCUUUUCUGUGUCCAUACCAGUGGUGGAAGUAUUCAGAUGCUUUACUGAACUAGAAGUACUAAUACCACACAGUGCAAAUAUUCCAUUACAAGUCAAAGUAAUAUAUAUAUUUAUAAUAUAUAUAUAUUGUACUGCUUUAGAUUGUUUAACUCACAGACUUUUUGUAGCAAUGCAAACUCUAUAAGGUCAUAUUUGUAGAGUUCGCUGUCUUGUGAGAACCUCAUAUCUCUAAAAAGUCUAAUUUCAUGAGCGAGCUAAGAAAAAAGCCCUGUUAACUUCACCGUGAUGCAUUUUCUAGCCAACUCAAGAGCUUUAAAAAAUAUUUGUCUGAUAUUCCGAAAUGUCCAGUCCCAGGUGACAUUGCCCAUCUGCGCUGCCUGAGGACGUUGCUCAUACAUCCCAGUGUACCGACUCAGUAGGUAUUCUUUACAUUCUCUGCUAGAGAUGCACGACACACAACUGUAUACAUCCUUUACUUUUCUAUAUAAUGCAGAUCCAGAAAAUGUGUUUGGACGAUUGACAUUUUAUUUUUCACCAUUUGCUUUCAAAUGCAAGACAAUUCAAGCGGAGUUGCCUUUAUUGACAAUAAACUUCACAUUUCAGAAUUA
This is a messenger RNA of Pseudoliparis swirei, 3055 nucleotides long. RefSeq names its product ADRM1 26S proteasome ubiquitin receptor (gene adrm1). The transcript has 10 exons. Gene Ontology annotation, biological process: ubiquitin-dependent protein catabolic process. Bases 133 to 1374 code for a protein of 413 amino acids. Gene Ontology annotation, molecular function: proteasome binding; endopeptidase activator activity; ubiquitin binding. The record is from RefSeq and is a predicted model, not a curated record. NCBI's taxonomy places the organism in Eukaryota, Metazoa, Chordata, Actinopteri, Perciformes, Liparidae. Gene Ontology annotation, cellular component: proteasome regulatory particle, lid subcomplex; nucleus; cytoplasm.